This is a messenger RNA of Clunio marinus, 834 nucleotides long. Lineage: Eukaryota; Metazoa; Arthropoda; Insecta; Diptera; Chironomidae. The record is from the annotation of a GenBank genome assembly.
GAGCAACUUAAGAACCUGAAAAAGAAACAUCAAUAAACAAAAACAUGUUAACUCGAGUUAGAAAUUUAAUAAAGCUUUCAAGAGUUUCACGCUCAAUUUGUCAAUCUUCUAUACAGUUCAGGAAAGAUGAGGCAGAGAAGGAAAUUAGUGGAUCAGCUUCUACGAAAUUUCAAGUGUUUAAAAAUGAGACCGGAAUAAUUUUUGAUAUUGAAGAAGAAAGAAAGAUUCUGGAAGAGAAUGAAAUUGAAGAAGAGGAGCAAUAUUCAUCAGCUUUUGAAGGAAUUAAUCUCAAUCGUGGGAUAACUGGAGUCUUCGAUAUUCAAGAUCUUGUUGAAGUUCUUCGAAAGGAAAACGCAAGAGACCUCUUCGUUGUCAAAGUACCAUCAGAAAUAAAAUAUGUUGAUUACAUAUGUCUUGUCACUGGAUUCAGUUAUCGUCAUAUGUUAGGAAUGGCUCAUUUUGCUCGAAAAUGUUAUAAAAUGAAACGAGGUCCUGGAGAUAUAAUACCAAAAAUUGAAGGCGAAAAAUCAAAAGAUUGGAUUGCUAUGGAUUUAGGAAACAUUGCACUUCAUAUAUUUUCUAAAAGUUGUCGAGAGAAUUACGAUCUUGAGUCACUUUGGUGUUUAGGCGAAGAGUAUGAAAAAAGAAUAAGAGGUAAAAGCGAAAAGGAAAAUAUUUAUCAGCAAUAUUUAGAUGCAGCAAAUAAACUAAAAAAGAAUAACGAAGAGACAGAAUUAAAUGUUAACGAAAUCAUCAUAAAACGAGAAUAAAAUUUUCUUAUUAUAAAUUAGAAUAAAAUAUAAAAUUUAACGGAAAAUAAAAUUUUAAACUGAG